CUUUUAACCCAUUCCUUUCUUUUUACUAUUACCUUGUACACCAUUAUCCCCCCUCACAUUCCUUUUAUUUAUUUAUUUAUUACAUUCAUUCAUUAUCAAAACUCAUUUAUUAUGUCAAUUAACAAUGAUACAACUGAUUAUGCUUCUGUCACUUCCAAACUCAGUCCCGAGACUUCUCCGUCUACUACUACCAUUACUGCGACUGUUAUCAACAUGACCCCAUUACCUCAUCGCGAUCCUAACAAUCCUUUUGCUUUCACUGUACAACAACUCACUUCUCUUGUCGAUCGAAAGGAUUUGACUUUUUUACAACAAAUACAAGGAGUGGAAGGACUUGCUCGUGGACUUCAUUCUAGUUUAACGCGUGGUAUUAUGAUUGAUCAACAAAGGAACUCACUUUCAAAGAAACUUAAUGAAGACUAUAGAAUCAAUGAUAUCAAACAACUUCAACAAAUACUCUUUGAUGAAUAUCCUGACUCAACAACACCAUCAACAACUAUACCAACUAUUCAUCAACGUCAACAUGCCUUUGGUGCCAAUAUUUUACCCGAAAUGGAUAGCAACUCGUUAUUACAACUGAUGUGGAUUGCGUUUCAAGAUAAAACAUUGAUCCUUCUUACAAUUUCAGCCAUGAUUUCAUUUAUUGUUGGCAUCUAUGAAGAUAUGACAACUGUUGAUCUGGAUAAUAAUGGUAAUCCUAUUCCUGGAGUCAAAUGGGUGGAAGGUGUUGCUAUUCUUGUAGCUGUCUUACUUGUCGUUGUGGUUGGAAGUGUCAAUGAUUAUCAAAAAGAAGAACAAUUUAGGAAAUUGAAUGCAAAAAAGGAUGAUCGACAUGUCAGUGCGAUUCGAUCAGGUCAACCUUGCUUUCUCUCCAUUUAUGAUAUUCAAGUUGGUGAUGUUUUAUCUUUGGAACCUGGAGAUAUUGUUGCUGCUGAUGGUAUAUUUAUUCAAGGCCACAAUUUGAAAUGUGAUGAAUCUGCUGCUACUGGUGAAUCAGAUGGAGUACGAAAGGCUUCUUGGCAAGAUUGUAUCAAGGCAAGAACAUUAGCCUCCACGGAUCAUGAUACUUUGGAAGAAAAAAUAUCUCUUAUUCCUAAUGAAACAUCUAAUCAACAUUUUGAACGAAAACAGUUACCUGAUCCUUUCCUUGUCUCUGGUAGUAAGGUAUUAGAAGGUAUCUGUACUUAUAUGGUCACUGCUGUUGGUAUUCAUUCCUUUCAUGGACGUACUCUUAUGGCUUUACGUGUCAAAUCUGAAAUUACCCCUCUUCAAGAAAAACUCAAUGUUUUGGCUGAAAAUAUUGCAAAACUUGGUGUGACAGCUGCUGGUUUCUUGUUUAUGGUCUUAUCUAUUCGUUCUGUUCUCGCUUAUUUAAAUGCUGAUCCAUCUACUGAUCCUACUACUGUUAUCUCUCAAUUGAUUCAUAUACUAAUUACAACUAUUACUGUUGUUGUCGUUGCUGUGCCUGAAGGUCUUCCAUUGGCUGUUACUCUAGCUUUGGCUUAUGCAACUCAACGAAUGCUCAAGGAAAACAAUCUGGUGCGUAUACUAGCUGCAUGUGAAACCAUGGGAAAUGCCACCACUGUAUGUUCGGACAAAACUGGGACACUAACUCAAAACAAGAUGACCGUUGUGGCUGGUACAUUUGGCUCAUCAUUUCGCUUUCGAAAGGAUCCUCCUGUUUAUCGUACAGACUUGAUUGAUCUUGACAACAUUCGACGACGUAUUCCUCUCUCAGUACGAUACUUUCUUAAUCAAGCUAUGGCAGUCAACUCUACAGCAUUUCGACUUCCCAACAACAACAACAAUAAUAAUAAUAAUAGUGAUAGAUGCGAUGUGACACUAGUUGGCAACAAAACAGAAACUGCUAUGCUCAAUUUUUCUCGCGAUCAUUUGGAUUCUGAACCUUUUGAAUGUCUUCGUGCUUGUUGGCCUGUGGAAGUGGUAUUUCCUUUUGACUCCAAAAUCAAAGCUAUGGGAACAGUGAUUCGGGUAAAUUAUGAUCAUCCUACUGAACGAACUAUUUAUCGUUUACAUAUCAAAGGUGCAGCUGAAGUCUUACUUUCACGGUGUUCACAUUUACUCUCGAUGCAUGAUCAUUCUUACGACACUCAUCAAGCAAUGGAAGAAAAAGAAUCAUGUCGAUAUGAUAUUAGAACAAGGGUUAUGACAGAACACAAUCAUGCAAGGAUGUCAAAAAUUAUUCAAACAUAUGGAAACAACAGUCUUCGUACUAUUGCAAUCUGUUAUCGUGAUUUUGAUUCUUGGCCUACCAACUGGACUCUUCAAGACGUGCUCACAUCUGGUGGAUUGACAAUGCUUGGUGUUGUUGGUAUUGAGGAUCCUUUACGUCCUGGGGUCAAGCAAGCAGUGAUGGAUUGUCAAAAUGCAGGUGUUUGUGUUCGGAUGGUUACUGGUGAUAAUAUGAUGACAGCAAAAAGUAUCGCAAGAAAGUGUGGUAUCUAUCGCUAUGGUGAUUUGGCAAUGGAUGGCGCUACAUUUAGAAAACUUUCCCCUGCACUACGAACCAGUCUUCUCCCUCAUCUACGUGUUUUGGCAAGAUCUAAUCCUGAAGACAAACGACUCCUAGUACAAUCUCUUAAAUCACAAGGCGAUAUCGUGGCAGUAACUGGUGAUGGUACCAAUGAUGGACCUGCUCUCAAAGCAGCGGAUGUUGGAUUCAGUAUGCAAUCUGGUACAGAAGUGGCCAAUGAAGCAUCCAGUAUUAUUCUUAUGGACAAUAAUUUUUCAAGUAUAGUACGUGCCAUCUCUUGGGGUCGAUGUGUCAAUGAUGCAGUUAAAAAAUUCCUUCAAUUUCAACUGACGGUGAAUAUCACAGCAGUUCUUUUAACCAUUGUAUCUGCACUGACAAGUAGUAAUCAGAAAUCAAUUCUGACGGCGGUACAACUCCUCUGGGUGAAUUUGAUUAUGGAUACUUUUGCUGCCUUAGCCUUGGCUACAGAUACACCUACACCAAAACUUCUUCGUCGAAUGCCUGAACCUCGAUCUGCACCUUUGAUCAAUACAUGUAUGUGGAAAAUGAUUAUUGGACAAGCGAUUUAUCAACUGGUUGUUAUGACUACGCUCUUAUAUACCAAUGCUUUACAAAUUCAAGAUCCGGUUAUAUUACAAACAAUGAUAUUCAAUUCCUUUGUCUUUUGUCAAAUCUUCAAUGAACUCAAUUGUAGAAGAAUUGAUAAUGGUCUCAACAUCUUGAAAGGAGUAAUUAAAAAUCGAUUCUUUAUGGUGAUUUUCACGAUAUCUGUUUUGGGUCAAGUAGCGAUUGUGGAAUAUGGUGGCACAGCGUUUCAAACAUGUCCAUUGAAUGGAUCACAGUGGAUGAUAUGUAUAUUACUUGGAUUUUUGUCUAUUCCCAUUGGAUCAAUGAUUCGAUUAGUACCUGAACAUAGUCUCUUCUUUUAUAAUGGUGGUGAACACUUAUCUUCCCCUUCUCGGUAUACAUCUUUGGCUGGAUCUUCCUAUGACUUUAUUGAUGAACCUAUUAAUUUGAUUGGCUAUGGUGCAAAGGAUUAAUUUAAUGUCAGUUAUAGAAAGGCCGUGACGGCAUUGUUAUUAUUAUUUAUUAUUUUUGUCUUAUAUUUUGAAAAUAAAAAUAUUCCACUGGUCGAUUUUUUUUUCCUUU
Molecule: messenger RNA, 3643 nt
Organism: Halteromyces radiatus
Lineage: Eukaryota; Fungi; Mucoromycota; Mucoromycetes; Mucorales; Cunninghamellaceae
Product: PMCA-type calcium-translocating P-type ATPase
Exons: 5
Coding region: 112-3534 (1140 amino acids)
Biological process (GO): intracellular calcium ion homeostasis; calcium ion transmembrane transport
Cellular component (GO): membrane; intracellular membrane-bounded organelle
Molecular function (GO): P-type calcium transporter activity; ATP hydrolysis activity; ATP binding
Source: RefSeq, a predicted model, not a curated record